AUGGUUUCUUCCGAGAGACGUCAAGUUGAUGAACAUGUCAGUAAGAUCAUUGAAAUGAAAAAUAAUGUAUUUUGCUUAGUGUGUCCCUUGCUCUCUCUCUCUCUCUCUCUCUCUCUCUCUCUCUCUCUCUCUGAAAAGAUUGUGCUUGCGCGUUUCAAUGACAUGCAGUUUCUCUCAGGAAGUUACAAUAUUUUUGUGGUGAUCAACCAGAAAACCAUUGGUCCUCCAUCCAUCGAUCUCCUAGCUAAACUAGGGGUAACAAAAUCUGACUUGUUACUACAUGAAUGUUCUAUUUCACUUACAUUUAACCCUGUGAGCUGUUUGGGGUUCCAGUUUAGUUCAGAAUGUGGGUCAUGA
Messenger RNA from Triticum turgidum subsp. durum (durum wheat), 357 nucleotides. The record is from the annotation of a GenBank genome assembly. NCBI's taxonomy places the organism in Eukaryota, Viridiplantae, Streptophyta, Magnoliopsida, Poales, Poaceae.